AUGACUGUAAAAACAGUGGAGCAGCAAAAAGCUUCCCCGUCCACACUGCACCACCACACGCUCAUUAGUGAUUGCUCAGUAACUUGUCAAAGCUUAAACAAUGCUCCAAACAAAUCCUUGCCACGUCACAACCCCUCCUCCUCCGCUCCUCAAUUCGUCAUCAUCCUCACAAACACCAACACUCCGCACGUGCCCAAACACCCCCCUCGCACGUGCCCUGCUAUGUUAACUCACCUCCUUUGUACGUCUUCACAGCAUAAAUACAACGCAACUACCUUCUCCUGUAUCGCUUCCUCUCUCUAUUUCUGGCCCAACCCGUUCUUCCUCUCCUCUCCUCUUAUUGCUCUCAAAGCCUACCAUCCACAACUUUUAUUGUUCUUUCAAUUUACCGUUUCAAUUUCCAACCUUCUUUCUCUUUCUCUUUCCUGUUCAACUACUACCAUGGUAGAGUGUGGUGGUGGUGAACGUCAUUCCGAGGCCAGUUUCGAGACUGUCAAUUCUUCCUUGCUUGGAAGCUCCAUGAGCAGCGAGAGCAUUUGCAGCACCAGUUUCAGCCGUCUCUCCUUCGAUCUCCUCCCGCCCUCGCCGGAGACUCUCUCCCUCAAGCCUCACCGCUCCUCCGACUUUGCCUACUCCGCCAUCCGCUCCGCCACCUUCCGUCGUAAGGCUGCCCUCACCUUCCGUGACUUCCACCUCCUCCGCCGCAUCGGCGCCGGCGACAUCGGCACCGUCUACCUCUGCCGCCUCCGCCACGGCCAAUUCAACAGCCCCGAAGAAGACGAGGAAGAUGACGGGUGCUGUUUGUACGCGAUGAAGGUGGUGGACAAAGACGCAGUGGCACUGAAGAAGAAGUCGCAGAGAGCGGAAAUGGAGAGAAAAAUCCUGAAGAUGCUGGACCACCCGUUCCUUCCUACGCUCUACGCGGAGUUCGAAGCCUCUCAUUUCUCUUGCAUCGUGAUGGAGUUUUGCUCCGGUGGAGACCUUCACACGCUGCGCUUCAAGCAUCCUCACAAUCGUUUUCCUCUCUCCUCCGCCAGAUUUUAUGCCGCAGAGGUGCUGGUGGCGUUGGAAUACCUACACAUGCUGGGGAUCAUAUACAGAGAUUUGAAGCCCGAAAACGUGUUGGUCAGAUCAGACGGUCACAUCAUGCUUUCUGAUUUCGAUCUCUCUCUUUGCUCGGAUGCAAUCCCAGCCGUGGAAUGCUCAGAUUCCUUGCACCAUCCAUCUCCAAAUGCAUUGCCUUAUGCAUACACUCCUCCCAAUCACCAUCCAACUCCCACUCGUUCGCAUUCUUUUGCCAGUCCGUUCUCCUGCUUCUCGAACCGGGCUUUCCGGUCUCGUGACAUCCGAACCGUGGAACCCAACCGGCUCUUCGUGGCCGAACCGGUUUCGGCCCGCUCCUGUUCCUUCGUCGGAACGCACGAGUACGUGUCGCCGGAGGUUGCCGCCGGGAGGUCGCACGGGAACGCCGUGGACUGGUGGUCCUUUGGAGUAUUUAUCUACGAGCUGAUAUACGGUCGCACGCCGUAUGCGGGUCCAUCGAAGGAGACUACGCUGCGGAACAUCGUGAAAAAACCCCUCGCGUUCCCCACGGCCACGCCCGCGAGCGGUCUUGAAGGCCACGCGCGGGACUUGAUAUCCGGUUUGCUGAACAAAGACCCUGCGCGUCGGCUCGGGUCGAAGCGCGGUGCCGCUGACGUCAAGAAGCACCCGUUCUUCAAAGGUCUUAACUUGGCGCUGAUUCGCAUGCAGACGCCGCCCCAAGUGCCUGGCUCGAGAAGGACCAAAACGACGUCGCUGCACCCUGUGAAGGGUAACAGCAACAGCAACCACCAUAAACUACAUCAGACGGCGUCGUUUGAUUUUUACUUUUAG
Molecule: messenger RNA, 1875 nt
Organism: Sphenostylis stenocarpa
Lineage: Eukaryota; Viridiplantae; Streptophyta; Magnoliopsida; Fabales; Fabaceae
Source: the annotation of a GenBank genome assembly